Leptopilina boulardi is the source of this 4154-nucleotide messenger RNA. RefSeq names its product broad-complex core protein isoforms 1/2/3/4/5-like. Gene Ontology annotation, molecular function: protein binding; DNA binding. The transcript is spliced from 6 exons. Lineage: Eukaryota; Metazoa; Arthropoda; Insecta; Hymenoptera; Figitidae. Gene Ontology annotation, cellular component: nucleus. Bases 690 to 1973 code for a protein of 427 amino acids. The record is from RefSeq and is a predicted model, not a curated record. Gene Ontology annotation, biological process: regulation of transcription by RNA polymerase II.
AAUCGCGUCAUAGUUUAUUCCCGACAUUUAAACGCACAAGAUUUCUCUAAAAUGUCCUUAAAUUCAUUCUAAACUCCUUAUUUAUUUAAAUACAAUUCUAUCCUUUAGUUCCCCAGUGUUAAUUUUUAUUUAAAAUCUGUUAUUUACUUUUAGAAUAAUUGUAUAAAAUUAGUUUUUAUUUAAUUUCCCCUUCCACCACGCUGUUUGUAAAGUGGCUUCCUUCACGCAUCUUGUGCGUUUUCCCAGAAAAGAAAAUGGCUGCCAGCUGUCAUUUAGUGCUUAAGUGGAACUUAUAAAAAGCCAGUUUUAAUGAAAUAAACACACACUGGUUGAUCCAGAUAAUUCAGUGCAAUUAAGUAACAUGACAGUAAUGAAAAUAAAUAACAUUCUCGAAAGAAAUAUUUGAGUUUAAAUCAAUAGUGCCAUGAUUAAUAAUUCGAUUUUCUGUUUACAAUUUUUCUUCAUCUAAUGUGUAAAAAAUUAUGUGCUUUAAAAGACGUGAUCAGUCUUUGUGUUAAAUUUGCAUUUUCAAACAAAUACGUAAAUUCGUUGUGAUCAAUAAUAGUUGUAAUCCACGACGUGAGGCAAGAGUUCAUACUUCCUCCCCCUCUUUUUCUCCUAGUCCUUCCCCUCUUUUUAUAUCAACGCAACUCGACUUCUGGUGCAGAUUUCUCCAAAUUAAAACAAUCAUGGGUUCCAGUCAGCAAUUUUCAUUAAGGUGGAACAAUUAUUUAAAGCACAUUACCUGUGCUUUCGACACUUUAAGAACUGAUGAAGAUCUGGUUGAUGUAACGCUAAGUUGUGAGGGAAAAAGAAUUAGAGCCCACAAAAUGCUUUUAUCCGCUUGCAGUACAUAUUUUAGGGACUUAUUUAAGGAAAAUCCUUGUCAACAUCCAGUCGUUAUAUUUCGAAACGUAAAGUUCGAUGAUUUAGCGGCAUUAGUUGACUUUAUGUAUCAAGGUGAGGUCAAUGUAGUUCAGGAACAGUUGGCCAGUUUUUUGACGACAGCUGAACUUUUGGCAGUUCAAGGUCUUACAGAUGGCAGCGGGAAAGAUAACGACAGUUUAGUCGAGGAUGACAUUGAAAUUCCUAACGAGCCAGAAGUACAACUACAAAAUGCUUCCGGUAGGAUAACGACAAAUAAUAAAGGAAGUAAAUCGCCUGCGUCACCAGUGGAACUUCAAUCGGAGCCACCGCCCACAAAAAAAAGAAAAUGUCGAGAAAAUUCAAAUAUUGAUAAGGGAACGAAAAAUUCAGAGAAGGCUGAUAGUCAAAAAGGUGUUUCGGAACCUGUGGAAAUAAUACCUCUUAUGCCAAAUCUUAAACUUGAAAUGCCAGAAUAUUUGGAACAGGAUGGCAGUAGUUGUAGUUACGAUGAUCAGAGUGCAGGCGAUUCGAAUAAAUUGGGUAUUGACGAUAAUCCAUCUGAUAAUCAAGAUAACGAUCAGAAACCGGACAUUAGUCAAACAUUUUAUUCUAAUCAAUCAACGUCUGAUAGCCUUGAUGGCAAACAGGCGGAAUUAGGACACUUGCUUUCAAAGCCAAGUACGUCAGGGGAGAGAUUAGCACAAGAAUCAGCACAAGAUUGUCGUACAGUGGCCAUCGAACAACCAUCUCACUCUUGCAAACUCUGCGGUAAAUCAUUUUGGAAUCGAGACUCAAUGUACAAGCAUAUGAAUAUGCAUAAGGGCACGACCCAGUGUCCCGUUUGCCACAAAGUACUGAGCCGCACAACUCACAUGAAGCGACAUUUAAAAAAUCGUCACGGCUGGUUGGGAUUUGGAUCAUUGGCAGACGCGGCACGAAUCACAAAUCCCCUCUCGAUUUCAACGAGAAUUGGACAUCAAAAUACAAAUGCAAAUACAAAUACAACAAAUGCAAAUGCAAAUAUUGAAUCGAGUUCAUCAACAUUUACGACAAUUCGAAUUCGUGAGAGUAGCGUUGAAAGAAUCACUUCUAGUCCUAUUCCUUAGUGUGAAAAAAAAAAAAAAAAAAAAAGAUGAGAAACAAUCCAAAUUUAUUGGAUUAUAUUAUUUUGAUUGACGCCUGUCUUAAAUUUCACUACCUAGUCAUUUCUACACUAGUGUGAUUUUUAUUUAUUAUCACACUCUCUAACACGAGCACCAUAUUCUACCUCCAUGGAUCCUAUAUAACACCUUUACAAGAAAAAAAAAAAAUCCUUUUCCUAUUCCUCCUUCUCUUUUUUUUUUACCAUUUUCUUCUCUUCAAUGCUGUCAUUUUUUUUUUUAUUUUCGAAAAUAAAAAUUUCAUUUAUUAAAAACAGCAUUGUUGAAAGAAAUAUUUUUUUUUACUGAGAAUUCAUUUUUUUUUCAAACCAAAGAUAUAAAAUGAAAAAAUUACUUUAUCUAGUCAAAUGGAUUUCAAAGUACUUAAAUAGACUAAGGAGGAAUGUGCAUUUUUUGUAAUAACACGAGUCAAAUAAGAAAGAUUAAUCUUAAAUCAUGCAUGGUAGAUAAUUCAAUUAUUAUGAUAUAUCUAUUGGUUUAGACUAUAAACGACUAGUCGUAAAAAUUGCCAAAAGUUUAUACGCAUAAAUGAAAAAAAAAAAAAAAAAUUGAAAGGGCUAAAAAUUGUGCGUAUAACGAAAAGAAAAAGUCCAAAGAAAUAUAGAAUAUUAAUUUCUCGACAUUGGAAAAAAAAAAUCCUAUGUCUUUCCAAAGAAUACAAAAAAAAAAAUCUUUAAUAAACUUUUUAAAAUAGGCAAAAUAAUUACAUUUAUAUAUAUAAAAAAAAAAAAAUUAUAAUUGAUUUCUCACGAAAUCAAACUUCAUAGAUUAUGUAGACAAUUUUAGUUUUUAUUUAAAUUAGUUUUAUGUGAAAAAAAAUUUAAUUUCUGAAAAUUUUACAUUUUCUAAGAGAAAUGUAACUUAAAACCAAAUUUUAAGGACUUAAACCAAAUUUAAGAAAAAUGUAUACAUUUAAGAAAAAAAAAAAAAAAAAAUGUGAAGUACAUUAAGGAAAAGAAAAAUUAAUUUAAGUUUUCUUUUAGUGAAUAUUGCUCGUUAUUUACGUUUUACAUACUCAAAGAGUAGUUAAUUAAAAUCUAAUUGCAAUAACAACCCAGUUUUAUUUCAAAUUAUUUUUUGUUAUCUUUUUUUUUCUUUUUUAGUUUAUUGACCUUUUUUUUUAGUGCUUAAUAUGUUUAGUUUUUAGUCAUCGAAAGUGGCAUUCGUUCUUUGCUUUUACUGAUGCUUAUAUAUUUAUUAUAAUACUUAUUAGAUCUAAAUAUAUACAAAAAAAAUUAUUAUAUACAAAAAAUUAUAUAUAUAUAGGUAAUGUAACAUAUGUGUAAAGAACAUUGCCACAAAAAUUUAGUGCAAUUAUUAUAUAAGAAUGAUGAAAACGAAAAAAAAAAAAUCGUUAAUUCGAUUUAUUUGUGAAUGUUAAAAGCUGUAUCGAACUUACCAAAGUGUUUGUGAAUUAUUAUUUAAGUGUGCUUACUAAUCACUCCAAAAAAAAAAAAAGACUGAUGUACAAUGACCCUGAAAUGAUUAACAAAAUAAUUUUUCCUAAAUAGUUCAAAAAAAAAUUCAUUUCUGAGCAAAUUAAAAACAUUUAAUUUUUGUAUAUCGUCAUUGUACCUCGGAUUAGAUUAUAAUAUAGUUUUUAAUUAAAAGCUUGCCAUACUUUUGUGUAAUUUCGUUUUUAGAAUUAUAUAAGUUGUGUACUUUUGUUCCUUUUCAUCCACAAAAAAAAAAAUAAUUUAAUUGUAGAUGCGAUAAGAUUUUUUUUUUUUAGUUAUUAUUAUUCUUUUUAUGAUUAUUAUUUAAAAAAAAAAAAAUAUUUUAUUUUGCGAUUUUAACAAAUAUUAUCCCUGUUAUAAUAAGUAAAUGUAAAAUAUAUUUAUAUGAAUUGACUAAAAAGCGACGUUUAGGAACGAAUGUGCACAUUCCUCAAAAAAAAAAAAAUCUACGUUACAUUUUUUUUUUUUAAGUACAAGAUUGCCAAUUAUUAUUUUUAAUUAAAAAAAAAAAAAAAUAAACUAUACCUUUAGUGGAUUAUUUAUUGGAGAGAAAUGGAAAUUAUUAUACAAUAAUAUAUUAUCAAGUAAUAAAAAUUUACGUUUUGGCUUAUACACAGGCAAAAUAUGUAAGUGAAGAUAUGUGUGAAUAAAGUUGCAAAAUGUGAAUGAA